Molecule: messenger RNA, 1023 nt
Organism: Amoebophrya sp. A25
Lineage: Eukaryota; Dinophyceae; Syndiniales; Amoebophryaceae
Source: the annotation of a GenBank genome assembly
CGGUGCCAUUUUAGUUCGCAGCCAUCUUUCCGAUAACAGGCACGGGCCCAAAGAUGAGUACACCGAAGGUAGAACUAGAAGCUUUGGGUCGGCAGGACAAGAGCCACAGGAAAGGCGGAUGCCGGGUGAGCUAUGCCACGUCUGACGAUCAGGAAGCUGCCCACCACUAUCAAUUGUAUGAGACAAGUAUGCAGCAACUCCAGAACGAGCUUGCUCAACUAGACCGACUCGAACAUAAUCAUAUUCAUAAUCUUUAUGGACAAGAACUGGCACAACAUUCUUUGCCCCCUCCGUAAGUAUUCCGACACGACAAGAAGAACCACAACAUGCUGCUUUCUUGGCUCCUUCCUAUCCUACUCAUUGGGCAGCAUCUGGAGCUCCAUAUAAUAGUCUUUUGCCUCCAUCAGCUGUAGGUAAAGGUUUUGCCACCUCCUCCACAGAGGGCUUUCCUCAUUCUCAUGUGAGUCAAGAACCUCCCCAUGGGUACUACCGACACCAUGUAGCUCCACUUCUUGAAUCGUGGGAGAUAUAUCCCGAACAUCCCCAAACCCAAACGACGCAGCUGAUGCCGACCAAAGGCGUUGGUAAGAAAAGCCAAAAUGCAGCUUCUUCUGCAUCAACGUCUUCCGUAAAUCCUACACGACGACCAAAAAUGGUAUCAAGUUUGGAGUGAAAACGAAAAGUAUUUGCAUGAAGGUCGGAUCAGCAUCAGCAGCAGGUAAAAAAAACAAGGGUGAGCAUCACCAGGAAAAUCCACAAGCGUAUAACAACUUUUGGCCACCGCCAGUUGGAGCUGCUCUUGGCAAGAGCAAGCGGCAAAAAACAAGGCAAAAACAAGGGCGUGGCCGAGCAGAAUUUUCCCAACAAUGCUCCUCACGGAUUUUUACCACAGCAACAAGACGCUUCUUCUUUAUCUUGGUUUGUAGGACAUCAAGGAGUACAAGAACAAGAAGUACAAGGAAAAUUUGUAGGACAUCAAGACGCACAAGAAGUACAAAGACACUUUCGUCUCCUAGGAAAUAA